This is a messenger RNA of Dichotomopilus funicola, 1638 nucleotides long. RefSeq names its product isoprenoid synthase domain-containing protein. The transcript has 8 exons. NCBI's taxonomy places the organism in Eukaryota, Fungi, Ascomycota, Sordariomycetes, Sordariales, Chaetomiaceae. The record is from RefSeq and is a predicted model, not a curated record. The coding region runs from base 1 to 1638 and encodes 545 amino acids.
AUGGCGGUGCCAAGCCCCCAAUCGCCGGCGCCCCUUAGCGGUCAGAAAUUCCAUAUUCCGAACCUCUGGCCUGCGUUCGCCGGGUGGAAACAUGGUGUCAACCCGCUUCACGGGCGGGUCAAGCUGGCCGUAGAUGCACGGCUGGAGGGCUUGUUUGAGGACCCGCGGGUCGUGGAGAAGGUGAAGGCCGUGGAUAUUGGGCUUUUUGCUGCUGGGGUGUUGGUAGACGUACCUUACGAUAUCCUGGAGACAAUGGCAUUUUACUCCAUCUGGCUAGUCCUCUGGGACGAUUACAUCGACGGCGAGGACGCCGAUGCAGGCGGCGGCAAUGGCGGCGAGACGACCGAUCUAGCCGCGGAGUACUGCCGGCGGUCCGUGGCCUUUGUGAAGCAUUCCCUGCAGCUUGACGAGCGCAAAGUCAGCGACGAAGGACUGGGGGGCCAGCAGGCGGUGGUCCCUGAGGCACCGACCAAGGUGUGUGAGAGCUUUGCAGACGUUGGCCGGCGGUUCGUGGAGGUGUGUGAUCUCGCGGCGAGGAGGGAGAUGUUUGGACAUUUGAAGGAAUACAUGGAAGGCUGCGUCGUGGAGCACAGGUGGAAGUCGUCAGGCAAGAUCCCGAACGUGGAAGAGUACUACGCGUUUCGGUUGAAGGUGACGUCGGUGGAUGUCAUGCUGGAUCUUUGCAGGGUAACGAAUGGGUUUGUGUUCCCCAAGGAAAUACUGGAUUCGGAAGAGGUGGCGAUCAUGCAUCUCACUAUAAACAAACUGUUUAUCGCCGUCAACGAUAUCUUCUCGCUCAAGAAGGAGUUGAAGGUCGGUGAAUUCGGGAACUUGAUACCGAUCAAGAUGCGGGCGUUGAAUAUGGAUUUGGCCACAACCCUGGAGAGCGUGGUACAAGAUAUGCACAACCUGGUUCAAGAUUUUGACCGGAGUGCCUCAACCAUCCGAAAACAGCUCAUGUUGGGCGAGCAGCAUGGGUUAGCAGAACAGUUCGACCGGGUCGUGGGAGCAUACCAAAGCAUCCCGACAAGCACACUAGGCUUUUCGAUUCAGAGCCCCCGAUAUGGGAUGUUGAAGGACAAACUGGAGGAUGGCUACGAGAAUGCCCCUCCUCUGCCCCACGAGAAAGCCGAGGACGGUAAAAGCUUCCAGAACAAACAAACGGGCGUCCUGAGCAAGACCUACGAGAAGUUUCCCACUCCGCUCGACAAUAGCAGACGGGGCGGUUUUGACGUCCACGUUUACCACUACCAGGACAACGCCGCGCAGACGGAAUACGCCCGCGCUCUUUGGCAGCGCAUCCGCCACGAAUUCCCGGAGCUGCGCAUCUACACUUUCUGGGACAAGCCCCUCGGCCCUCACCCAAUCGCCAUGUUCGAAGUCAACCUGCUCUCGCCCGCCCAGUUCGGCGCCUUCAUCCCCUGGCUUGCGAUCUGGCGUGGCCCGCUGUCGGUGCUGGUGCAUCCUAAUACGACGACUGCGGACGGCGGGGUGGAUGAAAACGGCGUGAAGUUUGAUGGGGAGAGUGAGUUGCGUGAUCAUACGCAGAGGGCGAUUUGGAUGGGUGAGAGGGUGCCGUUGGAUGUUGGAAGGAUUUGGGGGGCGAAAGUGAAGGCGCAGACGCAGACGCAGACGUAG